CCAAGCGUGCAGCUGGACCCUUCUCCAAGGAUCGGGGAUCCACAGGGAGGGACAUAAUUGUCAUGUUGUGUUUAUGCAAUCUGGCAAUUUCAUGCUGUGCGAUAUUUAGCCUACAACCAGUCUGACGUGCAGCUUUCACUUUGCUGACUAAAACAAAUGAGCUGGUAAUCUAACCGGGCGGUGGAUGUGUAGCCUCGCCGCGUCGGUGUGUGUAGCCUACUCGGCGUGUGAUGCUGUGCACUUGCCGUCGAUGUCUAUCACUCCAACGCGACGUGGCAGAUUUCCGCAGCCACGGUGGAGUCUGUAUGAUAUUGUUUACCUACUUGGACACUACUCAUGUUUGGAAUAAAUCUAAAGAAAGCGAGCACGUUGUUUCCCGGUGCGUACGGGACUGUGGUCUAAUCUGUACGGAGACAGCGUACCCGCCGGUCGCUCAGGAACGAGCUGAGCAUAGCGGGAGUCCGACGGAGCGGCCCUCUGAUUGGUCGAGCGGUUGGAAAGGGGCGGGUCUAACAUCCCCCAUCCCAUCUCCCUGCUCUCCCCUCCUCCUGCCUGCCAACAGACCGAGGAGACAAUAGCUAGGAGAACAGCGCUCAAGGGGACCCUGCUGCGAAAUGCCAAGAGGCAGCCCGAAUACACCUCGACAGUGGUGGUUCAGUGUCGCGCGGAGUGAGCAGGACGCGUCCACGGUUGUCGGUUCCAUCCCCAGCUCCUCCGGGGUAGUAUGCCGUCGUGUCAGCCGCUCUGUUUAUCACCUGCACGGCUUAAUGGGCCGGACCUCCAGAGCCCUCGGAUGUGGACGGAGUGAAUGAGGUACAAAGAUGGCGCUGAAGUUCCUGAAGAAGAAGACGACGAAGCUGAAGUCCUUCCUGCGGGAGUACAGCGUGUCGCUCUACCUGUCGCCAUGCCCCUUCGUCAUCAACAUGUUCGGCAUCGCAUUCGAGACGGACGACUACUACGCCUUCGCCCAGGAGUACGCCCUGGCCGGGGACCUGUUCGACAUCAUCCCCCCACAGGUGGGUCUGCCGGAGGUGGUGGCUAAGCGUUGUGUGCACCAGGUGGCCAUCGCUCUGGACUACCUGCACGGCAAGAAGCUGGUCCACCGGGACAUCAAGCCCGAGAACGUCCUCAUCUUCGACCGGGAGUGCCGCAAGGUCAAGCUGUCCGACUUCGGCAUGACCCGCCGGGCUGGCUCCCCCGUCAAGCGGGUGAGCGGAACCAUCCCCUACACCGCGCCGGAGCUGUGCGACAUGUCUCGCCACGAGGGCUUCUGCGUGGACUACAGCACCGACGUGUGGGCCUUCGGCGUGCUCCUCUUCUGCAUGCUGACGGGCAACUUCCCCUGGGAGAAGGCGCUGCCCUCAGACUCCUUCUACCAGGAGUUUGUGCGCUGGCAGCAGCGCCGUCGCAUCUCCGCCCUCUCCAUCUCCCUCUCCUCCUCCUCCUCCUCCUCCUCUUCCUCCGUGCCGUCCCAGUGGCGGCGGUUCACCGAGCAGGCGCUCCGCAUGUUCCGCCGGCUCCUGGCGGUGGAGCACGAGCGCCGCUGCUCCGUCAAGGAGGUGUUCGCCUACUUCAGCCACUCCUGGAUGCUGGACAGCGACAGCAACAACAACAACCACCACAACGUCAACGUCAACAACAGCAGCAGCCACGGCAACAGCAGCAGCAGCAGCAGCAGCAGCAACGGCAGCCGCGGCCACGCCCACGCCCACGGCAACGGCCAUAGCAACGGGGUGGUGGUGGUGGUGGGGGGGACGGGCAAAGCGGUCGGAGGUCACGGAGGGAGCGGGGAGGGGGAGGGGGAGAGGGAGAGGGGAAGGGGGGGCGCCAUCUCGUCCGCCUCUUCGUCAGGGGAGGAGGAGGAGGAGGUGCUGGUGGAGAGGAUGAGGCAGCAGACCCUCUCCCCGCUCUCCCCCCUCUCCCCGCUCUCCCCCGCGGUGACGGUGGACAGAGGAGGAGGAGGCAACCUGGGGCCCAAGGGUGUGGCGAUGGAGCCUGGAGGAGGUGGAGGUGGAGGUGGAGGAGGAGGAGGAGGAGGAGGACACCACCACUUUGUGUCCGUGUCCACCAACAGCUCCGUGUCGUCCACCAACAGCUACGAGCGCGUCCCGCGGGAGAACGGCUCACCGGGCGGACACAUGCUGGUCACCACGCCCAUUGAGAUCUGUGUCUGACGAGUCGACACACACACACCACACACAUGCACACACACACACACACACCGAAACAUCACACACCCACACAAACCACAGAAUCACAGACACACACACAGACAAAGAUAAACACUCACACCACAAACACACUCACCACACGCCUACACGUGAUGCAAACUUUUAUACCACUUCCGAACCCCUUGCAUGUACUCAAAUGAUUGCAUGUCAGCACAAACAAACACACAAACAAAGAAAGCCGACACACAUGAACACAUGGAUGACCAAUACCUUCACAAGAAGUACGGAAGUAAUUUGAAGGAUGAAUGGAUGAAGGUUGUGAUACCUGAUGAACACCAAGCGAGCUGUCCUUUGUCUACUUUGAGAAGCAAACAGUGACGUCGCUGGCGUUGACUGAGUUUCCUCCACAUAAUGAACUGCACUAGUAAGGAAAGGGACACACCAGCGGGUCUCUGGGAGCGCUAAGGAUGUUUCUCUUCAGCCAAUACGCUCGGGAAACACAAGAGAAUCGAACGACUCCAAUUCGCUUCCAUUGAAAAAUUCUGCAACAAAAAAAUGUGUUGGGGGGGGGGGAAAAAAAGACCAAAUCGUGUUUCCUAAAGCAAUAUUUUAAGCAAAAAAAAAGAAUAAUAAUAAUUAAACGAAGACAUUGAUGGGGAUGCGAGGAGGUGUCGUUUUGAAGAAGCCACGUGUCGCCCAGACAUUCUGUUCGUUAGUCUCUGUUAAGCUAUAAACUCCAACUUGGCUUCAGUGAAAACUGGGGUUUCAACAUUCAACACAUUUAACAAUAUAUAUAUAUAUAUAUAAACAGUAUAUAUAUACAUAUAAAUAAAUAUCGCCGUUCAUUGAGUAUGAAUGAUUCAAAAUGGUGUGCGUGUUUCUCUUAAUUCCAGAUCCUUAUUUAUUUUAAAACAAUCGUACAAUUUCCAAAUUCUAUUUUUGUUCAGCUACCAGCUUUGUAGAGCAGCUUGUGUUGACUUCCUGUCUUUGUUAUUUGGCGGGUGUAUUUGGCGUGUGCCAACAUGGUGUACAAUAGUUUGGUUUGUUUCUGUACAUACUUGAACCUCUUGGAUGUACACAUCACAUUGGGGGUGCUAAAGGCGUGGGUUAGGGAGCAGAGGGGGGAAAGGGGGCAGAGGAGUGAGAUCAAGAAGGAGGAGGUGAACAGUUGGCUGAACCGUGUCCGCUCCUAACGCGGUCAACAGGCUCAUGACGACUUUGUUUCUGCUUCUCGGACUCAAACAUAUCUACUUCAUGAAUCCACUUCAUGGAUCUAGUUCAUGAAUGUACUUCAUGGAUCUACUUCAUGAAUGUACUUUAUGGAUCUAAUCCAUGAAUUUACUUUAUGGAUCUACAGUACUUCAUGGAUAUAUUUUGUGGAUCUGCUUCAUGGAUCUACUUCAUGGAUCUACUUCAUGAAUGUACUUCAUGGAUCUACUUCAUGGAUCUGCUUCAUGAUUCUACUUAAAGGAUCCUCUUCAUGAUUCCACUUCAUGAAUAUACUUAAUGGAUCUACUUCAUGGAUCUACGUGGUGGAUCUACUUCCCUGAUCUACUUCAUGGUUGAACGGCUGCUCUCUCCACAUGACCACGUCUGGUCAUUUUAUGUUUGUACAGAUUGUCCUUUUUUUCAUGUUCAUGGAAGUAUUAUCUGAGAGAAAAUAUAAAUUUAAGGAAAUGCUAGUUUAGCAAUUAUGAUUUAACUUGAAAAAAACAACAACUCUUUGAAGAUGUACUUUUUCUUUUUACAUAAAUGUGCAUGAUAAUUGACUCCAGAUCUGAACUGACCAAACUAAAAAACAUUAAGAAAAACAAACAAAACCGAGAAAAAAAAGAAAACUGUACAAUAUUGUGAUGUGGAAUUUUGCCGUAGCACAAUUACAUUAUUUUAAUGUUACAUGACUGUCCUGACUGAUAAUAACUGUUAUGGUAUACUGGGACAGCGUAGUGCUAAAAAAAGACUUCAACAGCUAAUUAGUUUGGGUCCAAUGUGAUGUAUUUGUACGCUCUUAAUGUUGUGUGUUCAUUUCAACACCUGCGGGAAGAGGAAAACAUUUCUUUAGGCUAAGCAUGAAAGAAAUUGUGUAUGGCGCGUAGUAGGUACUAUAAAAACAUGGCACUAGUUUUUAAUUUCCACAUUUCGAGGAGCUAUAGCUGUAGAUCCAGUUUUCAAAGUAAAGAGAUUUCCCUGAAUCACGACAGUGAAAAUGCCGUAGUGGACAAUUCCAUGGCUUUGGAAAAAAUAAAAGUCCUGCCAUGCUUUGGUUUUAUCCAUGCUAUUCAACGAAAUGCAGAGGACUUUUACUUUGAAAACCGAAAGUCGUACCUGUGAUAAUAGGCAAGAACCACAUGUUGCAAUUUCCAGAAAUUAUUUGCAUGAAGGUGUAUGUUCUAAAGCUCUAUUUAUAAAAAAAAAAAAUGCUGCUAAGCUACACAGCACAGUAGGUCACUCCUUACUGUGUAGUUCAAAGAGGCUCAUAGAAAUACAUUAUUAUGUUAUGGCAGGUUGAAAGCAUAGGAAACGCCAAAAUAGUUAUCAAAAGGUUUUGGACCUAGGCUUCAAGGGUCCACAACGAGGACGGUGUUCACAGAACGUAGCCAGAGAUCGAGUAUGCUAAUGGAGGGUACAUCUUGUGACAAUCUAUGACCUCAUGGACUGCGCCCUCACUCACAACAAUGGCCCACUGUGCUACCAAAACAAAACAAGAAACAGUCUAUGCUUUUUUUUAGAAGUUCUACAUUCAUGGUGUUGUUGGCUAGUAACGGGUACACAAACCCGCUCACAUGCCAGAUACACCUGUGGCGACGGUUUCAACCGGCAAGGAACAGGCCUACAGUCACACACAUAGCUGCAGUUUUUGCAGCCAGCAAAGCUCAUUGAGACGAAUACAUACAAGGCAAAAUGGAGAUCUUUCUUGACUGUAUAUUACCAUAGUUUCAUAUGAUCAUAGAUGUACCAGAUUGCCGCCCUCCCCCCUGAAAAGGCCACCAUUCUUAGAAAUGGUGUAGUCCGAAUCCUACGUCUGUGUUGUGACCACUCAGAAGUCACUAGUUGCCCAAACUGCCAUCAAACUGACUCAACUACGACUUCACCAAGUAGGAUUUGUCCUAGCCUCCUUUAAAUUAUUUUUAAAAAGUACUUAACCCUUUAACUGAACUGGAGUUAAAAGUCUUCAGUUUCUCUGCGUCACUUCCUUACAUCAACGAAUGCAUCGGUUGAUUGGUUAUCAGCUGAUCAGGUCUUGACUUUCUACCCCUUCAUCUUCUCAUCAGGCUUCUUGUUUUGCACAUAUGGUGCUCCUCACUCGGUAGGGGAUUCAACAGAUGAGAGCGGCUAUGUUUUCUUUAAAUGCAUCGAGGACCCAUCAUACAGCAGCGUGCAAACUUAAAGAAAAAUGCACUUUUGGAUACUCCAAUAUAACCGGUCGAGGUAACUUCACUUAUAGUCCAGUAGGUUUUAUGUGUACUUUAAGUACUUUGGUUGUGUAGCCUACUUCGUCCACUUCCACCAUGAUGUAAUGUGUUGCAAACUGUAAUCUGUGUUUUUUUUGUCCAGUGACUUAUUUUGAAGCCAUCCUAAUUAUUUUAGUUAAGUGGAGUUUUAGGUAGUAGAAGAAAACACCACCAGAACUCAUAUCCGGUUCUGUCUUUGCAAUACAACCGUCUUCCUGUUAAGUCCCAUUUAGUCAACAAUAAAAACACAAAAUAUAAAAA
Gadus morhua (Atlantic cod) is the source of this 5884-nucleotide messenger RNA. It is a transcript of the gene bsk146, whose product is annotated as brain specific kinase 146. Gene Ontology annotation, biological process: protein phosphorylation. Gene Ontology annotation, molecular function: protein serine/threonine kinase activity; ATP binding. NCBI's taxonomy places the organism in Eukaryota, Metazoa, Chordata, Actinopteri, Gadiformes, Gadidae. The record is from RefSeq and is a predicted model, not a curated record.